This is a messenger RNA of Batrachochytrium dendrobatidis JAM81, 2619 nucleotides long. RefSeq lists its product as uncharacterized. Bases 1 to 2619 code for a protein of 872 amino acids. The transcript is spliced from 18 exons. Gene Ontology annotation, molecular function: protein binding. The record is from RefSeq and is a predicted model, not a curated record. NCBI's taxonomy places the organism in Eukaryota, Fungi, Chytridiomycota, Chytridiomycetes, Rhizophydiales.
AUGGCUAUGGAAUAUCGUCAUACUAUUCAGGAUGCACAUCCAAAAUCUAUCAUGUGUGUUCAGUACAACCCAUUUCGUCGAGAAAUUUAUACAGGCGGAGAAGAUGGUAGUAUAAUUGCAUGGGGUCCCAAUGGAAAAGUCCUGCAGAGAAUCCAGACUGGGACGCCAAUAUAUUGUUUGGCUUAUAAUGCGCGAAGGCAGCAGCUAAUGGCUGGUCAGCAUAAAAAAGUCAGACUUUUUCAGCUACUUAGCAGUGACGAUAAUCACGGAACAACUGACAUUCUUGAACGACGAAAUGUAGUAUGCCUUGAACACACAGAUGUUGUAAGUUGCAUUGUAUCUUGCGAGGGGCGAUUUUAUUCGGCUGGAUAUGAUAGAAAGAUCAUCAUUUACGAUGUUCCUCAUCAUGGAGAUUUAAAGCUGCGCGUUUCCAGCACAAUCAAGGAAGCACACGAUGCAGCCAUUUCAUGCAUGAUAUUUGGAAAGGAUGCCGACAAUAGUUGGCUAAUCACAGGAUCUUUUGACAGAGUAGUUAAACUAUGGUCGUUGGAUGGUAAUCUUAUGCAAAGAUUUGAUGGAUUUAGUGAUACGAUCACUUCUUUAUGCUAUGUCGUUCCAACGCAAACUCUAUGGGUUACUGCCAAUUCCUCUAUUCCAGUAGUUUACGAUCCACGUAGUGGAAUUAAUGUUUCAGAUUUUGUUAGAACAGACGAUGAACGAUUCCAUCCAACCGGUGGAACAUUUUCAUUCAAGCAUCUAGUGUUUAUUCCAGAAACUAAUGAGGCAAUUGGUAUCUCAACUCGUAGAUCGUUAGUUAUUUGGAAAUACAAUUCAGUGGCUCCUUUGACAGUGCUUCCAGGACACGCAGAUAUUGUAGAAUGUCUUACUUUUACAUCUAAAGAGCCGUUGCUGAUAUUUAGCGGAGGCGAUGAUGGCGUAAUUAGAAAGUGGGAGCGUCUUCAAUUGAACACAUUCAUGUAUAGCCAGGAACUUCUCAUGCUACCCAAAGACGAGUUUAUAAACGCGCUGGAUAUGAACGCAGAGGAAAAGGACGAGUCUAAUAAAAAACGCAGCUAUUCGUUGCAUCAUAAGAGCUUUUUCAAACGAUCGUCGCGAAGAAAAGGUUUUGAAAAAAAACGGGUGACUCGAGCGCUAUUAGAUAAAAGACACGCUGCGCCAAGCUCUGCACCUCCUUACCAUAAAAUGCAGACAAUUGAAUCAGAAGCUUACGAUUUGCAAUCAAAAUCUACCUCUUCAAAUAAAAGAGGUAGUUUAGCUACCGUCUCCGCUGGGUCAGAAAGUUUUUCCAGCAAACCCAAAUCAGUACGACCAGGAAUUGUGUCAUUGCUGUAUUAUGAGGAGCUUGAUGUACUAGUUUCAGGGUAUGAAGACAGUCGGAUAUGCAUAUGGGGAUACAAUGAGGAAACUAUAAAAUUCACUCCAGAAUCGACGGAUCGUGAUGCGGCAGAUGCUACAGUCAUAGGAAGCAAUCAGCUAGGAAGUGACAGCGUGUCUAACCGAGUGGCAGGAAUGGCAUUAAAAUUUACAUUGUUGAAUCAUCGAGAUUCUGUAACAGGAUUGGUUUGCUUUUUUUUGGAUGCAAAGCAUUGGAUGAUAAGUACGGGUUGGGAUCGCCGAAUAUGUAUAUGGGAUCUACAGAGCGCAAAAUUGCAUGAUGUGUUUCGCAAUAGUCAGUAUCAGUCCAUAAACUCUGCUCGCGAGGAGCUUGCAGCUGAUGGUAUUAUUUUGUCACUCGACUACAGCCACGAGAAAAACACAAUCGGAUAUGCAUCCAGUGAUAAACUUGCAUACAUUCGAAAAUUUUCACCAAAUGGCUCAGAAAUGACGCUGGUGUGCGUUUUGCAGGGUCAUGAGGCAGAAGUAACACAGAUUAAAUGGCAUAGAAAAGAAAAACAAUGGAUUACUGGCUCAGAAGAUCGCACCUUGCGUAUAUGGACUGCGGACGGUAUUCCAUGUCUGCGGGUAAUUAACAAUGAUGGACCAAUAACAGCACUAUGCAUUGACGCAAUAAAUGGAUGCUUAAUCACUGGAUCGCAGGACAAGGUGAUUCGUGUGUUUGAUAUCGACAAGAAGGAUGAGAUUGUCCAAAAAAAUAUCGGUCACUCUGAUGAAAUUCGUAGCUUAAUUCACAUUCCCGUUCGUAAUCAGUACGUAUCGGCUUCAUGGGACAAUACAGUUCGAAUCUGGAACGCUUAUCUCAAAAAAGGACAGCGACGCAUUGCCGCCAAGGCAAACAUGACCUUUUACACUGCUGUAGAGGAAGAAGAGAUACAACCUACAUUUUCCGAAAUGAAUCCGUUGAUUGUCCCCAAGCUUUUAAGUAAACCUAUUUUUGCCAAAGACUUUGUACUUGAGAAAUUACCUGCAAAAGACGAAGAGUAUGUCAACUCGAGCGAUAAAACUGUCAUUGAGGACGAAUUACGACAAACAUUCAACGAUCUGGAUAUUGCACUCAAUGCAGAUGUAGGUAUUUAUGAUAUAAACAAGAUCAAUGCUGACGUGCAAAAGCUUGGGCAUGGUGGACAAAAGGGACUAGGAAAGCCUCGUAUCCAACGAGUGCUCCCAAAGCGAAAACCAUCAGAAAUUGUGUCCAAAUAA